AUGGGCGACAACCUGCAUCUACCGCGCAUCCUCUGCCUGCACGGUGGGGGUGUCAACGCGCAAGUAUUUCGCCUGCAGUGCCGCGGGCUGUGCCGUGCCCUCGAGGCCUCGUUUAGGUUCGUGUUUGUGGAUGCACCGUACCUGUCGCCCGCCGAUCCUGGCAUCAUGGCCACCUACGCGGAGCUCCAGCCCUUUCGGCGCUGGUUGCGCUGGCAAGUCGAUCAGCCUAACCCAGGGCCCGAAGCCAUUUGUCGCGACAUUGACCACGCGCUGAAAGAUGCCAUGACGAGCGAUAGCGCCUUGGGGGCCACGGGCGACUGGGUGGCUUUGAUGGGCUUCAGCCAGGGCGCCAAAGUCGCCGCAAGUUUAUUGUUGCGCCAGCGGCUGCGCGCCGAAAAGCUUGCAGAUUUUGAAAAUAAUAAUGAUAGUAACACCAACUUCAAAUUCGGGGUGAUUCUCGCCGGCCGCGCACCGCUAGUCGCGCUGCAUCCGGGCUUGACUGACUCGCUCGCGCUGGCGGAUGCCGACGAGCUCACGACAGGCGCGUUUGCGCAAGUAACGGGCUCCGCGUUUCUCCAGGGGUCGGACCACCUCCUGAGCCUACCAACGUUGCACGUCCAUGGCACCAAAGACCCGGGGCUGGCAAACCACCGGCGGCUGCUUGCCGACUUUUGCCAGCCGGGCACGACUCGCGUGGUGGAGUGGAAUGGCGAUCAUCGCGUUGUGAUCCAACCGGCCGACGUGGCUGCAGUGGCCGACCAAAACCAUGCCAUAUCAGCCAUGAGCAUGACGCAAUUGCUCCUGUGCGGUCCUCAGUCGUGCCUUCCCUCUGAACAGAGCGAGUUGCAUCGGCUCCUGCUGCGCCGGACCAGCCUGUGCACCGCGCUUUCCUCCGGGGCGCGUGCCCUGCCUUCCCUGCUGCGCCUGCUCGCCGCCUUUGAUGCUUCUCUGCACCGCGUCUCAGCUUCCUCUGUCGACUUUCUCCUGCAAUGGAUCGAGCAUGGGACGGUAUCACUGCCUGUCGACACCCUGCCCAACGUCGUUGCGCUGCCGUUUGCUGUUCUGCUGCAAGCCGCCCUGUUCUUGCAGCAUCUCGACAAGGAUGAUGCUUCCGACUACAGCCAGACUGUCCAGUCGCUGCAGCAGUACGGCGUGCAGGGAUUCUGCACUGGGUUUCUCACUGCUGCCGCCAUUGGCUUUUCUAAGAACGAGGAACAGCUCGCUGAAUACACCGUGACGAGCUUACGCCUGGCUGUGUGCAUUGGCGCCUAUAUCGACCAAAACGCUCUCUACGCCGAGCCCGCCAAUUCAGCCUGUACCUUGUCUGUGCGAUGGCGGGAAGGAGAAUUCUCCAGAUCCCAAGUCGAGGGCCUGCUGGCCAGUUAUCCACAUGCCUAUAUUGCAUGCAUCACCGACUCCACCUGCGUCACCAUCACCGCCCAGGUCAGUGAUGAGCAGUCACUGACCGAGGCAUUCAGAGAGGCUGGCCUCCGUGCCAAGACCAUCAGUAUCAAUGGCCGCUUCCACUCUGCUGCUGCCCACGCCGAGGCAGCUGAAAAUCUCAAGGCCUUCACCAAUUCCGUCAAGGGUCUUCAAUACCCGGCAGCGGCACAACUCCAGGUCCCGCUUCGAAGGAAUGACACGGGGGACCUUAUUACAGGAGACGUCUCAGUCACGGAUAUUGCAAUCGACAGCAUCCUUCUCCACACAGCCGACUGGUAUACAACUGUGCGGAAAACCUUGGAUGCUUUUCCGGCUGAUCAUCCUACGGUGACCACUCUUGCUUUUGAAAAGGGCGUCUUGCCCCUUAGUCUCUCGCAAAGGAGUGAUACUACUGAUGAUACUAACGGAGUCAACAGAGUGAACGGCGUUAAUGGCGUCAAUGGUAUUAACGGUGUCAACGAUGUCAACAACAUCGACGUCAAUCUGGAAGCAAAAUAUCCCCCACAUUCAGUAGCCCUGGUUGGCAUGGCGUGUCGUUUCCCCGGUGCUGCCGACGUUAACGCCUUCUGGGAUCUUUUAGAGUCGGGCGUGUCAAUGGUUCGCGAGGCUCCCUCGGAUCGAUUCAACCUGAAGAACCAUCGUCUGGCAGGUUAUGGAGACACCAAGUUUUGGGGAAAUUUCAUCGAUGACCCUGAAAGUUUUGAUCACCGCUUUUUCAAGAAGUCUUCUCGUGAGGCAGUCUCGUGGGACCCCGAAAAACGAAUGCUGCUAGAAGUGGUCUAUGAAGCCUUGGAGUCUGCUGGCCAUUUCGGGCCAGCAGGCAAAGGCCACUCAAACGAUUAUGGUUGCUACAUUGGCGCUGUUGGAAAUAACUACUACGACAACGUUGCCUGUCACCCACCUAAUGCAUACUCCAUGCUAGGCACUUCGCGAGCCUUUUUCAGCGGCCGAAUUUCCCACCAAUUUGGAUUCACCGGCCCUGCAAUGACCAUCGACACUGCAUGCUCGUCAUCCCUGGUUGCAAUUAAUACUGCCUGCCGAGCCAUUCAAUCCGGAGAAUGUUCGCGCGCAGUUGCGGGCGGAACCAAUAUCUUUACCAGCCCCUUUGACUACCAGAACCUGGCUGCAGCUGGAUUUUUGAGUCCAUCUGGCGGCUGCAAGCCAUUUGAUGUCUCUGCCGACGGCUACUGCCGUGGAGAAGGUGUUGCAGCUGUUGUACUCAAAUCUCUUUCGACUGCCAUUGAAGAGGGUGACAAUAUUCUAGGUGUCAUUGUUGGAUCUGCAGUCAAUCAAAAUUAUAAUGAUGCCCAUAUCACUGUCCCCUGCUCUUCGUCGCAGACAACCGUUUACAACAAGGUCCUUGGCAUGGCUAAUGCACAUUCAUCUAGCGUGACCUAUGUUGAAGCUCACGGCACUGGAACACAAGUAGGAGACCCAAUUGAAUGCCAGAGUAUCCGCGAUGCCUUUGGAGGUGCCCACCGUAAAGAGAUACUGCAUUUUGGAUCCGUCAAAGGGAACAUUGGGCACACAGAGGCAUCGGCCGGUGUGGCUGGCCUGAUAAAAACUGUUCUCAUGAUGCAACACAACACUAUACUCGGUCAAGCAAGCUAUAGCAACCUCAACCCUAAAAUUCCUGCACUCGAACCCGACAUGAUGGCUAUCCCCAAAAAGUCUCAGCCCUGGAAGACAUCUUCAAAACUUGCCUGCGUCAACAGCUAUGGUGCAGCCGGAAGUAACGCCGUCGUUGCCAUUCGCGAGGCAAUUCCGGCUUCCACGACUAUCAAGCGGCCGACUAUUAGAGCGAAACAACCUCUUUUUAUAUCGGCUUCAUCAGAGGGAAGUUUGAUUUCGUAUGCUAGAAAGCUCCUGGCGUAUGUAGCAGGCCAGCGAGCAUCUUCGGUAAACACUGACCACCUACUUUCCGACGUUCUCUUCAACCUGACAGACAGGACUAACCACACAUUGACGUAUUCGGUGGCGAAAUCCGUCAUUGACUUGAAUGACUUUGAGAAGACUCUCAAGAGUAUUAUCGCGGGAUCUGAAACCAUCCUGAAAGAUGACAGCUCCAGCGCGCGUCCAAUAAUCAUGGCCUUUGGUGGCCAGGAGAAUGAUUUUAUUGGGGUCUUCAAGGAGGCCGUAGACAAUUCACCACUAUUGCAAUCUCACCUGGAUGAAUGUGAUUCUGAGUUACAAUCUCUUGGGUAUGGAAGCAUAUACCCAGCCAUCUAUCAACGUGACAGUAUCCAGGACCUGUCAACUCUCCAUGCAGUUCUCUUUGCAGCGCAGUAUGCAUCUGCCAAGGCUUGGAUUGACAGCGGAAUGCGUAUUGACUCUAUUGUUGGACAUAGCUUUGGCCAGCUAACGGCAUUGUGUAUCUCUGGAUGUCUGUCUCUCAAAGAUACCAUGAGGCUAGUCGUUGGUCGAGCGGAGUUGAUUGUCAGCUCCUGGGGCAAAGAGCGGGGAUCCAUGAUUUCUGUUCAGUCUGAUCGCGCCGUUGUCAAAAGCAUCCUCGAUAUUGUCAACGCCGAAGGUCCCGACAAGCUAGAAAUUGCCUGCUUCAACAACCCAAAAAACCAUGUUGUCGUUGGUACAGCUAACGCUGUCAGCGCCUUGGAAAGCCACAUUUCCAGCGAUGAUAGAUGGCAAAGUGUUCGUACCAAAAAAUUGAGUGUUACGCAUGGCUUCCAUUCCGCCUUGACCGAGCAAAUUCUACCAGGACUUGAGUCACUUGCGAACAGUUUGCAAUGGAACAAGCCGGAAAUUCCCAUCGAGCUGGCAACGGAAGAGCAUAUCGACAGGGAACCGGGCGCGUGGCUGAUUCCACACCACAUGCGAAACCCCGUCUACUUUUCCUCGGCUGUUCAGAGAGUUGCUGAAAAGUUCCAAUCUUGUGUUUGGGUGGAAGCCGGUCAGGGGUCUUCUGUCAUGUCCUUGGUCAAGAGCUGCCUUAGUGGGCAGGGACAACAACUCUACUGUCCAUCCUUUUUGAACGGCCCCAAUGCAGUUUCAUCUGUGGCCGAGACUGUCGUAGAGCUGUGGAAGGCUGGUAUCCAUGUUCAAUUCUGGCCAUAUCACCGAAGUGCACGGGGUAAUUUUGAGUAUAAAAGCCUUCCUCCAUACCAAUUUGAAAAGACCAAGCACUGGCUUCCUUUUAUCGAUAAAGCUACACCUGAGCCCGCCACAGAGAUUGCUCCUGCAGCCCAGGUUACUCCCACACAUGAAUUUAUCUCGUUCUUGCAAUUUUCGGACUCAAGCGAGAAAGAGGCCAUUUUCCUCGUUGACCCCGAGAGUGAGCGCUACAUGUACCUCUUGAACGGCCACAUUGCAUCCAACCAAGCUCUUGCACCCGCCUCGCUGUACGUUGAACUUCUUUCUCGCGCUACAAUGCUCCUGACAAAGGACGCGAGCUACGACACGCACGUUCUAAAUAUGAGCUCCAUGCAAAUGAAGGGUGCACCCAUUGGUCUCGACGCGAAGAAAAAUAUCUACAUCAAACUUACACGUAUUGCGCCAGGCAGCGACAACUGGGACUUUGAAUUUUCUAGCAAGUUAAAACAAGGUGGCGAUGACGCUCAGAUUCAUGUUACUGGAAAAGCAGGACUCAGUAGACGGGAUGACCCUGUCUUGGCUGAGACUAUUCACCAGUGGAGCGCUUUGAUAGGGUAUAAAAGAUGCCUAUCCAUCAUGGCUUGCGAAGAUGGAGAGAAGAUGCAAGGUAGACACAUCUAUCAAGCGCUUCAGAGAUUAAUUUUCUUCGAUGAGAUGUACCACGGGAUCAAGAGUAUCUCGUACCAGGGUCACGAAGCUGCAGGAAAGGUCGCAGCCGAGUUGGAUCCGAAGCUUCCUCCCAGUGAGGCGCUAUAUGACACUCCUACUAUUGACGGCAUGAUGCAAUUCGCUGGUGUUCUUGUUAACUAUUUUGCACACCCCAGUGGGAAAGAUGUUUUGCUCUGUCAGGGUAUUAACCGUGUUGUCACUGGGGGUGCGUUUGAUAUUACUGCUAAAGAGUGGAUUGCUUAUUCGCUCUUGACCGAAGACAACAACGAGCGCACUGUCAGCGAUGUUUACAUCUUUGACAAAAAGUCGCAGCAAGUUGUGAUUGCAUUCAUUGGAUUCGUAUUCACGCGGACAUCAGUAUCUGUGUUGCAGCGAUCACUGCGGAGUGUUAAUUCUGGCGGAGCUGGUGCUAAUCCUACACCAGCACCUCGAGGAGCAGUCCCAACACCAGCCCCAGCACCGGUAGCAGUCAGCAAGACUUCGGCAGAACCGCAAUCCAGCAAAGCAUCCAAAGUGCUGGAAGUAUUGCACAAUGUGACGGAUGUUCCAAUUGAUGAGAUUACCCCAAAUUCGACACUCGAGGACCUUGGCAUCGACUCUCUCUUAGUGACGGAGGUUUUGAAUGAGAUACAGACGGUCUUUGGCCUUGAGAUUGAUCUCAACACAUUCUUAUUUUUCCCCAACGUCAAGGCUGUCUGUGAUCAUAUCGACGCAGCUUUGGGAGUCGACGCGAGCACAGACCCUGGGUCCGCUGCCUUGCCGGAAGCAAAAGUAAACGCCGCUGCUGUUCAAACCAUCCCAGCCAACUCUCCUGAUACGGAGUCAAGGCCAUCUUUACACCGGGCGCAAAAGGUUUUUGCAGAUUCUAGAGAUGCCUAUACAAGGGCUGCUAUCGAUACCAAAGCUGUUGGGUUCUGGGAAAAGUGCUAUCCUAGUCAAGCUUCACUCGUGCUCGCCCACGUCGUCGAGGCAUUUGCUAAAUUAGGCUGUAACAUGGCCGCUCUCAAAGUUGGAGAUACUGCGCCCAUGAUUUCCCACUUGCCUAGGCACAAGCAACUUGUGCGCCAGCUUUACCGUGUGCUUGAAGAUGCUAAGCUUGUGGUCAACGAUGAGGGCCAAUUUAUUCGCACGGCACAGCCAGUCGACCCUACUCCUGCCUCGACCAUCUACGAACAGAUCAUUCCUGAAUUCCCGCUGCAUGCUAGUGUUCAUAAAAUUGUGCAAGCUGUUGGGUUGGAACUGGCAGAGUGUUUGACCGGUGAGAAGGAUGGUCUUCAGAUCGUCUUCGGAAACAAGGAGAACAAGAAGACCCUUGAUGACCUCUAUGAAAACUGGCCCCUUGUGCGAUCCGGUACACUCGCACUAGGUGAAUUCCUCGAGAAUUCCAUGAUAAAUCCGGAUAAACCGGGGGUAUUCCGCAUACUUGAAGUCGGCGCUGGCACAGGUGGCACGACCAAGUAUAUUGUCCGCCACUUGCAAAAGCUGGGCGUACCCUUUGAGUAUGUCUUUACAGACCUGUCUCCGUCAUUAGUCGCAGCCGCCAAGCGAACAUUCAAGGACUGCCCUGAGAUGGAAUUUGCGACAUUGGAUAUUGAAAAAGAACCCCAGGCCUCGUGGGUCGGGUCGUUUCACUUUAUAAUCUCAACGAAUUGCAUCCACGCGACAAGAAAUUUGACCGUAUCGCUCACGUCGCUGCACAAACUACUCCGCGACGACGGCGUUCUCACUCUAGUCGAGAUUACGCAAAAUAUGUUCUGGCUAGACAUUGCCGUGGGACUGUUUGAAGGAUGGUGGCUAUUCGAAGACGGCCGCGAGCAUGCGGUGACGCCAGAGGAGCUGUGGAAAGAACACAUGCUCCGGGCUGGGUUUCAAGCAGUAGAUUGGACGGAUGGAGAGGACCCUGAAGCACGCACUAUUCGUCUUAUUGCGGGAUUUCCAACUAGUUUGAGUGCUUGA
Molecule: messenger RNA, 7176 nt
Organism: Talaromyces rugulosus
Lineage: Eukaryota; Fungi; Ascomycota; Eurotiomycetes; Eurotiales; Trichocomaceae
Exons: 4
Coding region: 1-7176 (2391 amino acids)
Biological process (GO): fatty acid biosynthetic process; secondary metabolite biosynthetic process
Molecular function (GO): 3-oxoacyl-[acyl-carrier-protein] synthase activity; fatty acid synthase activity; phosphopantetheine binding
Source: RefSeq, a predicted model, not a curated record